AUGAGGAAAAAGGCAGCUCGUCCUCCUCCUCUUCCUCCUCCUCCUCUUCCUCCUCCUCCUACUCUUCCUCCUCCUCCUCUUCCUCGUCCUCCUCUUCCUCGUCCUCCUCUUCCUUCUCCUUCUUGUCCUCCUCCUCCUUGUCCUCCUCCUCUUCCUCCUCCUCCUUGUCCUCCUCCUCGUCCUCCUCUUCCUCCUCCUCCUCUUCCUUCUCCUCCUUGUCCUCGUCCUCCUCCUCUUUCUCCUCCUCCUCUUCCUCCUCCUACUCUUCCUCCUCCUCCUUGUCCUCCUCCUCCUCUUCCUCGUCCUCCUCUUCCUCGUCCUCCUCUUCCUCCUCCUCCUCUUCCUUCUCCUUCUUGUCCUCCUCCUCCUUGUCCUCCUCCUCCUUGUCCUCCUCCUCUUCCUCCUCCUCCUCUUCCUUCUCCUCCUUGUCCUCGUCCUCCUCCUCGUCAACCUCGUCCUCCUCCUCUUCCUCGUUCUCGUCCUCCUCUUCCUCCUCCUCCUUGUCCUCCUCCUCCUCCUUGUCCUCCUCCUCUUCCUCGUUCUCGUCCUCCUCCUCCUCGUUCUCGUCCUCUUCUUCCUCUUCCUCUUCCUCCUCCUCCUCUUCCUUCUCCUUCUUGUCCUCCUCCUCUUCCUCGUCCUCCUCCUCUUCCUCCUCCUCCUUGUCCUCCUCCUCUUCCUCGUCCUCCUCCUCGUCCUCCUUGUCCUCUUCCUCCUCCUCCUCCUUGUCCUCCUCGUCCUCCUCUUCCUCCUCCUCCUCUUCCUUCUCCUCCUUGUCCUCCUCCUCCUCUUCCUCGUCCUCCUCUUCCUCGUCCUCCUCUUCCUUCUCCUUCUUGUCCUCCUCCUCCUUGUCCUCCUCCUCUUCCUCCUCCUCCUUGUCCUCCUCCUCGUCCUCCUCUUCCUCCUCCUCCUCUUCCUUCUCCUUGUCCUCGUCCUCCUCCUCUUUCUCCUCCUCCUCUUCCUCCUCCUACUCUUCCUCCUCCUCCUUGUCCUCCUCCUCCUCUUCCUCGUCCUCCUCUUCCUCGUCCUCCUCUUCCUCCUCCUCCUCUUCCUUCUCCUUCUUGUCCUCCUCCUCCUUGUCCUCCUCCUCCUUGUCCUCCUCCUCUUCCUCCUCCUCCUCUUCCUUCUCCUCCUUGUCCUCGUCCUCCUCCUCGUCAACCUCGUCCUCCUCCUCUUCCUCGUUCUCGUCCUCCUCUUCCUCCUCCUCCUUGUCCUCCUCCUCCUCCUUGUCCUCCUCCUCUUCCUCGUUCUCGUCCUCCUCCUCCUCGUUCUCGUCCUCUUCUUCCUCUUCCUCUUCCUCCUCCUCCUCUUCCUUCUCCUUCUUGUCCUCCUCCUCUUCCUCGUCCUCCUCCUCUUCCUCCUCCUCCUUGUCCUCCUCCUCUUCCUCGUCCUCCUCCUCGUCCUCCUUGUCCUCUUCCUCCUCCUCCUCCUUGUCCUCCUCGUCCUCCUCUUCCUCCUCCUCCUCUUCCUUCUCCUCCUUGUCCUCCUCCUCCUCUUCCUCCUCCUCCUCGUCAACCUCGUCCU
Molecule: messenger RNA, 1521 nt
Organism: Scophthalmus maximus (turbot)
Lineage: Eukaryota; Metazoa; Chordata; Actinopteri; Pleuronectiformes; Scophthalmidae
Product: basic proline-rich protein-like
Exons: 2
Source: RefSeq, a predicted model, not a curated record